Messenger RNA from Candidozyma duobushaemuli, 975 nucleotides. It is a transcript of the gene ABP140, whose product is annotated as Abp140p. Gene Ontology annotation, molecular function: tRNA (cytidine-N3)-methyltransferase activity. The record is from RefSeq and is a predicted model, not a curated record. The transcript has a single exon. NCBI's taxonomy places the organism in Eukaryota, Fungi, Ascomycota, Pichiomycetes, Serinales, Metschnikowiaceae. The coding region runs from base 1 to 975 and encodes 324 amino acids.
AUGUCUCUGUCUCCCAAAGAACAAAAGCCGCUGUUGGAUACCAGAAUAGGAAAGGACUCUCCUUUCACUUUUGGUCAGCGCUUUUUAACUGACGAAAACUCUGUGUUUGACCACAAUGCCUGGGACCAUGUUGAAUGGGGUGACGAGCAGGUGAAGCAGGCUGAAGAGCUUAUAUCCAAGCAGUACGAGCUGCCAGUGAAGGAUUUCGACAAAAAUCUCUACAACUCCAACCCUGCCAAGUACUGGGACAUUUUUUACCGCAACAACAAGGAGAACUUCUUCAAAGACAGAAAGUGGCUCCAGAUUGAGUUUCCAUCAUUGUAUGAGGUCACAGGACCUGAUUACAAGAAGCCUGUCACAAUAUUGGAGGUCGGCUGUGGUGCCGGUAACACAUUCUACCCAAUUUUGAACCAGAAUUCGAACCCUAAUCUCAAGAUCGUUGGCUGUGAUUACCUGAAAGUGGCCGUUGAUUUGGUCAAGAGUAACGAGAACUACGCGCCUAACAACGAGAAAGGUGUUGCAUUUUCGUCGGUCUGGGACUUGGCCAACCCAGAGGGCACCCUCCCAGAGCAUCUAGAGCCGAACUCUUGCGACAUCAUUAUCAUGGUGUUUGUCUUCUCAGCAUUGCAUCCCGACCAAUGGAAACAUGCAGUCAACAACCUCAUGAAGGUGUUGAAGCCAGGCGGAGAGAUUCUUUUCAGAGACUACGGACGCUACGAUUUGGCUCAGGUGCGUUUCAAGAAGGGCCGUUUGCUCGAUGAUAACUUCUAUAUUCGUGGUGACGGUACCAGAGUGUACUUUUUCACCGAGGAAGAGCUCAGGCAGAUUUUCUGCACGGAAGGUCCCUUUGUUGAAGAGAAGAUCGCAACCGACAGACGUUUGCUUGUCAACAGAAAGAGGCAGCUCAAGAUGUACAGAAUAUGGCUCCAGUCCGUGUUCCGUAAGCCGCUAACUGAAGGUGACAACAAUGUAUAA